Molecule: messenger RNA, 2392 nt
Organism: Rhagoletis zephyria (snowberry fruit fly)
Lineage: Eukaryota; Metazoa; Arthropoda; Insecta; Diptera; Tephritidae
Gene: exex
Product: motor neuron and pancreas homeobox extra-extra
Biological process (GO): neuron projection morphogenesis; central nervous system development; spinal cord motor neuron cell fate specification
Cellular component (GO): nucleus
Molecular function (GO): DNA-binding transcription factor activity, RNA polymerase II-specific; sequence-specific double-stranded DNA binding
Source: RefSeq, a predicted model, not a curated record
CUCGCCACGGUUAAACGUUAAAAUGGUUUAAGUUCGCCGGAAAACGACUUCUAAUGACUACGAAACGAGCAGAGUGACUGAUAAUCUACGCAUUUAAAAAUUUUGCCCAGAAAAAUCAGUGCAGAAAAUACAUAGAUACUUCUAAGUGAUACCCAAUUAAUAUUAAAGUGAAUGUAAAUUAAGCAAAAAAAAAAUCCAAAUCUGAAACUUUUCUAUGUAGACGUUGGAUGCUAAUUUAGUGAAUUAAAACAAAAUGUCCAGUGUACAAGUGUCACAGCCUCCAACACUGCAACAGCAGCAAACGCAUCAACAACAGCAGCAACAAAUUUCGCAUUUCCUAAAUCACAUUGCUGCCGCGCAACAGCAAAAACUGCAGCGAAACCCAUCGCCACAACGCAGCGAUUGCCAGAACAAUAAUAAUAACACUUGCUCCACGCUGUCGCCUCGAUCGCCCGUCCAUUCCAGUCCAACCAGUUCAUCUAACUCGCCGCGGUCCGCCACGAACUCUCCACCAAGUGGAUAUGUCAUAAAUACAAGUCCACAGCGCGAAAGCAAUCAUCCCGUUUUACAUCUACCCCCCACAUCCAGUGCGGCCUUGCCGCUAAUUGUAGCUCCAAUACCCGCUCUACCACACCUCGCGCCCAUGGCUACCACCACAGCAGCCAACAGUUUGCGCGAUCAACGCAUCUUCCCAGCUUCCGUCACACAAGCGCCGCAACCACCGUCAGCAAUUUCAGCGUCACGCUUGUACGAUGCAUUCACGCCGAGUGCGUUGCCCGUCGGCCAUCCCGCCUUGGUCAAUGGCUGCUAUCCCAUGCCUCGUCUGCCGCUUAGUAACGUUAUGUUAGCGCAGCAGAAUGCAUCCGAUUCGCCACCAGUAACCACUACAGUGACGGCUCAGAGUCAGCCGAGAAAGUCCUUUUGCAUCGAGGCGUUGUUGGCUAAAAAUCAGAACAACGACGAAGCGUUGGAAAAUAGUGCUUCGAAACCGUUUACAGAGGAUCGGUUAGCGGCAUUUCAUUAUGAACGCGAUAAUGCAGAGCUGGAUCAGGCCAUAGCCGCCGGCAUAAGUGAACAGGAGACCCUUCAACGGAUAAGAGACUCCCGCGAGUAUGGCACGCCAAGUCCUGAUGGCAUGUCGAGAUCAGAAUCUCCAACAUCUUCACAUCGAUCUAGUCCGCCCAUUAGCCCUGGUUGUGAGGAUCAACAUCAUAUUGGUAUUUCAAUGGAUUUUCAUGAUGAAUUCAAAAAGCCUAUUCCACCGCACAGUCCCAUAAGACCGCAAGACUUUCCACUUUAUACCGGCGGUCAUCCAUACCAUUUGCUAGCACAAGGGGGAUCAGCAUUUCAUCGACCAUUGGAUCCAACCGGAAAGCCAAUACCUCUAUCGAUGGGCCAUAGUUUUAUGCCUUCCCACCUUCAAUUCGAAUUUUUGGCUCGUGCUGGAAUGCUACAUCAUCGUAUCCCCGAACUGGCAGCCUACCCACAUCACGCUAUUUUAGGUAAAACACGCCGUCCGCGCACUGCAUUCACAUCGCAACAGCUGCUCGAGCUCGAAAAGCAAUUCAAGCAAAACAAAUAUUUAUCCCGCCCAAAACGUUUCGAAGUGGCAAGUGGACUGAUGCUUUCCGAAACGCAGGUGAAAAUUUGGUUCCAGAAUAGGCGCAUGAAGUGGAAACGCUCGAAGAAGGCGCAACAGGAGGCGAAGGAACGAGCUAAACAGCAACAUCAACAGCAGCAGCAACAACAGAGUGCAAACAACAGCAGUUAGUAGCUGACCGAUGCGGUAGUUCUUCGAAAUGAGGUGCAGGAGCAGCCUAAUUAUCCCAAAUAUCCAUCCAAAGGAUAAAUCACCAACACUGCCCAUUGCACCAACAACAACCCCAUCAGCUAUGGUGCUCGUAAUUACAAUUCUAGUCAAAUAUAGGCGUCGGAUAGCGAAUGUGGAGCAUAGCAACGUGUCCGGCAGAUUUGCUGUCUCCUUGUGGGAUGUUGGUGAGCGAGUAUUGAAGGGUAGUAGCUGAGGGAGCUCUUGUUUGUACGGCUGCUUCUGGCGCCCAUUGUACUUAUGGUACGUGCAUUGGCACUUGGCGAUGCCUUUUGUUUGCUUUGUAAUUAUGUAGUUCAAUUGCGUUAAGAUGCGUCCAUGUGAAAAUUAGAAACGAAACUAAACUACAUAUAUACAUAUGGAAGGAGUUUUUGUUUAUGUUCACAGUUAAAGUAAGUGGCGAAGAAGUUUCUCAAACAAAGUGCGUUUGGUAUUCAAUAUAUUUGUUUCUAUGAAUUGCUUAGUGAACUCUUUGUUUGCUUUCAUUAGCAGAAAAUUUCAUAGUGUGAUACGACAAAUUAUAGUAUUUAUUGAAAUUAAUUAUGUAUAUUAUGUAAAUGUAAA